CGGCGGCGGCGGCGGGGACUGAGCGGGGGAGCUCGGCGGCCGCUGCGGGCCAGGGGCCAGGCGGGCGCCAUGGGCCGCCUGCACUGCACGCAGGACCCGGUGCCCGAGGCCGUGGGCGGCGACAUGCAGCAGCUGAACCAGCUCGGCGCUCAGCAGUUCUCGGCGCUCACAGAAGUGCUUUUCCACUUCCUGACCGAGCCCAAAGAGGUGGAACGGUUUCUGGCUCAGCUCUCGGAAUUUGCCGCCACCAAUCAGAUCAGCCUUGGCCCACUCCGAAGCAUCGUGAAAAGCCUGCUCCUGGUUCCCAGUGGUGCCUUGAAGAAGAGUCUCACGGCAGAGCAGGUCCGGGCAGAUCUCCUGACUCUGGGUCUCAGUGAGGAGAAAGCCACUCACUUUUCUGAAAAGUGGAAGCAGAAUGCCCCUGUCCUUGCUCAGUGGGCCAUAGGCCAGACUCUGAUGAUUAACCAGCUUAUAGACAUGGAGUGGAAGUUUGGAGUGACGUCGGGGAACAGUGAACUGGAGAAAGUAGGAAGUAUUUUUUUACAAUUAAAGUUGGUGGUUAAGAAAGGAAAUCAAACUGAACAUUUGUACCUAGAAUUAACCUUGCCUCAGUUCUACAGCUUCCUGCAUGAGAUGGAGCGAGUCAGAGCCAGCAUGGAGUGUUUCAGCUAACUUCUGUCCCCCCGCGCCCCGGGACCCCGACUGCUCUGGGAGGCACCGCCCUCCCGGCCUUGGGGGUGCUCCACGCCGCCUGCUGGCUCCUGGGAGUCAGGUGCAGAGGCUCCUGAACAACCCCGGGAUUCAGUCCUGGCUCCCCUGUAAAGACGUUGUCAAGGCGACACUGCCUGUCUCCCAGGACGCAGCGAGGUGCUCCCACAGGCUGCUCACCCAGGUUCAGGGCAGCAAGUCAACUGCCGCCUCCCCAUCCAAGUCCUCAGAAAGCUAAAGGUGCCAUCUCUCGUGAUGCUACACGGAUAACCCCUGUCCCCAGAAGCAGCGCUCCUUGUGGCUAAGGAAGAGGCAGUCUGCGUGAGUGACAACGGGCAGUGCCCCCCGGCCACUGGAUGUCUCCUGCUGGUGCCUUGCCAUUGGUUUUUAAUGAGUCACCUGUGUCUAGAUCUGUGAUUGGUCUCUGAAAAGAACGGAGGCUAAACUCUGCCCCCACUUCCGGUGUUGUCCAAUGGUAUUGUAGUAAGACAGGAUGUUGAGGCUGCUGGAGCUUGUUUCGGUUCAGGCUGACCACGUCUCGGUUAGAUGAUGAAUAAAAAGCUGGUGAAGGUCUUGGCCCAGUUGUCUUCGCAUGGAUUAGAGUCACCUGCUCCUCAGCUGGGCUGGGGCUCCUCUCCAGACGUCUGUCCCUUGUUUCAGUGGAAGCCCAGGGCGUAGGGUGAAACCCGCUGCGGUCCGAAGCUGGAAUCUGUGGGAGCAGCUCCCGGGGACCAGGCUAACAGCAUCCAGAUGAGCGCUUUGUGCCCUGCUGACUUCAGCCCUCCUCCUCCUUGCCUCUCCCCCAGGCCUCAGAUACUUGACUUUUUAAGAGAUGAUGCGUGCCUUCAACUCAGAAGAUUCGGUGUAAAGUUAUUACUCCCCGCCCCUGCUCCCUUUCCCCAGUUCUCUUCCCCAGGGGCAGCCAGGAUUUUUUUCUGUGCUCUGGAGACAAUUGCUGCAUUUGCAAAUACAUGUGCGUAUACUUUGA
Messenger RNA from Lepus europaeus (European hare), 1696 nucleotides. It is a transcript of the gene COMMD7, whose product is annotated as COMM domain containing 7. NCBI's taxonomy places the organism in Eukaryota, Metazoa, Chordata, Mammalia, Lagomorpha, Leporidae. The record is from RefSeq and is a predicted model, not a curated record. Gene Ontology annotation, molecular function: NF-kappaB binding. The coding region runs from base 70 to 672 and encodes 200 amino acids. The transcript is spliced from 9 exons. Gene Ontology annotation, biological process: negative regulation of DNA-templated transcription; tumor necrosis factor-mediated signaling pathway.